Brienomyrus brachyistius is the source of this 3678-nucleotide messenger RNA. It is a transcript of the gene afg2a, whose product is annotated as spermatogenesis associated 5. Lineage: Eukaryota; Metazoa; Chordata; Actinopteri; Osteoglossiformes; Mormyridae. The transcript has 15 exons. The record is from RefSeq and is a predicted model, not a curated record. Gene Ontology annotation, molecular function: ATP binding; ATP hydrolysis activity. Gene Ontology annotation, cellular component: cytoplasm. The coding region runs from base 83 to 2812 and encodes 909 amino acids.
UUUUUUAAAGUAGCCGCACCAAGCGGACACAUGUUUAAAUUAACAAUGUGCAUGCAGGGCCGGUUAUAGUGUCACAUUCAUCAUGUCAUCUAAAAAGAAAAUUAAAAGGAAGUCCGAGAUAUUAAACAGCGGCGAGAAGUCAAGCGUGUUAGCUGACAUUCGUGGUGAAUCUCCGAGACGAGACAGUUUGGGGACUGAGCGUGGGGACAGCGCGACUUGCAAUGGUUCAUUCACAGUGAUCGAUUUCAUUGACAAAGCUGAUGACAAGGUUCCCAAAAAAUGCCAGAGGUUUCUGGUCCAGCUCAGUUUAAACAGCAUGAAAUCUGCAAGUAUCUGCAUUGGACGUCCGGUUCUGCUGUCAAGCGCGUCUGCCAAACAAGAGGUGUGCACAGCUUGGCCAACAGCUGCAUUCCCAGGAGGCAAAGCCGGCCUGCAGGCAACAACCCAACGUAACCUGGGUGUGAGGUCAGGGGACUGGGUUUCCAUUGAGCCGCUGACGGGCCCUGUGCUGCAAGCUGAUGAGGUCCACCUUACCCCCAGGCAAAAUGUUGACUCCCUCGAUUUAGAAGAGUUUUCAAACUUUGUUCUGCGGUCUGUAGAUGGGAAAAUCAUUCUUCCAGGAAAUCUUCUGUCCCUCAACUUCUUUGGGCGACCAUGUAGUUUGAGGGUGGAUGCACUAACCGGGGUGGAUGGGGUUACCCUGGAGUGGACUCCUUGUGGGCCAGAAGGCGAGCCGGUGUGCUCAGAAAGCCUGGCUCUUGACUCUGCUACAGAUGUUUCAUUGCAGCUGAGCACUCUGAACAUUGAGGAUGUGGAUCCGGGCCCUACCUUCAGCACCCCUAGCAAGCCUCAGCCCCCCUCCCUGGAUACAUCUGACAACGCCAACUCGUCCGAUAGUUCCCUCCCCGUGCCAGCCUCGCCCACAGAACAAGCAGGGUGUGAUCGACCAUGUGAGGUGCCCCCUGGUGGUCGAGGGAGUCGUGACACGUUUUACUUCAUUUCCACACUGACCAAGAUCAGGUUCACAAAGCAGCCCAGGCAGAGCGAGGAAGAUACCAGUGAGGUUCCUAAGGUCACCUACAGCAUGAUCGGGGGCCUCAGCAGUCAGCUGGCCAUCAUCCGGGAGACAAUCGAACUUCCGUUGAAGCAUCCAGAACUGUUCAAGAGCUAUGGAAUCCCCCCACCCAGGGGUAUACUGUUGUAUGGCCCUCCUGGUACAGGAAAGACCAUGAUUGGAAGAGCGAUAGCCAAUGAGGUCGGAGCUCACAUGACUGUAAUCAAUGGUCCUGAAAUCAUGAGCAAGUAUUAUGGAGAAACAGAGGCAAGGCUGAGACAGAUCUUUGCAGAAGCCUCUCAGAGGCGGCCGGCGAUCAUCUUCAUCGACGAACUGGACGCGCUGUUUCCGAAGCGGGAGGGGGCCCAGAACGAGGUGGAGAAGCGCCUGGUUGCUUCGCUCCUGACCCUCAUGGAUGGGAUUGGCUCAGAGGACCACAAUGGGCAGCUGCUGGUCCUGGGGGCUACCAACCGUCCACACGCCCUGGACCCUGCCCUGAGGAGGCCCGGCCGCUUCGACAAGGAGCUGGAGGUGGGGGUGCCUGGGUCGGCCGGGAGGGCAGACAUCUUGCGGAAGCAGUUGAGCUCGGUGCCGUGCCAACUGACUGAGGAAGAGCUGACUGCGCUGGCUGAUGCCGCUCAUGGCUACGUGGGGGCGGACCUGGCCGCCGUCUGCAAGGAGGCAGGUAUGCAUGCUCUGCGCCGGGUGCUGGGCGCCCACCCGCAUCUGCUGGAUGACCAUGUGAUGGAUGCGGUGACCAUCACCCUGGAGGACCUCCAGCUGGCUAUGUCAGUGGUGAAGCCCAGCGCCAUGAGAGAAGUGGCCAUCGACGUGCCCAAGGUGCAAUGGUCGGACAUCGGCGGAAUGGACGACGUGAAGUUGAAACUGAAGCAGGCUGUGGACUGGCCCCUGAGGCACCCCGAGGCCUUUUCUCGCAUGGGCAUCCAGCCUCCCCGGGGAGUUCUUCUCUAUGGACCCCCUGGGUGCUCAAAAACCAUGAUCGCCAAAGCUCUGGCCAAUGAGAGCGGACUCAACUUCCUAGCCAUCAAGGGUCCCGAAUUGCUUAGCAAAUAUGUGGGCGAAUCUGAGAGAGCAGUGAGAGAAGUCUUCAGGAAGGCCAGAGCUGUGGCGCCCUCUAUCGUGUUCUUUGACGAGAUCGACGCCCUUGCCGUUGAGAGAGGAAGCUCUGCAGCGUCCGGAGGCGUGGCCGACCGUGUUCUGGCCCAGCUUCUGACAGAGAUGGACGGAAUCGAGCAGCUCCGAGACGUCACGGUCCUGGCAGCCACCAACCGUCCGGAUAUGAUAGAUAAGCUGAGUAUGUUGGUGAAGAAAGAAAAUGGAAUGGAGGACCCCUCGUGGAAUGGGAGACCCCUCCUGCAAUGGAGAUCCCAUCCUGGAAUGAGGGACCUCUCGUGGAAUGGGAGACCCCUCCUGCAAUGGAGAUCCCAUCCUGGAAUGAGGGACCUCUCGUGGAAUGGGAGACCCCUCCUGCAAUGGAGAUCCCAUCCUGGAAUGAGGGACCUCUUGUGGAUUGGGAGACCCUUCCUGCAAUGGAGAUCCCAUCCUGGAAUGAGGGACCUCUCGUGGAAUGGGAGAUCCCUCCUACAAUGGGGGUCCCAUCCUGGGAUGAGGGACCUCUCAUGGAAUGGGAGACCCCUCCUACAAUGGGGGUCCCAUCCUGGGAUGAGAGACCUCUCAUUUAAUGGGAGACCACUCCUACAAUGGGGGUCCCAUUCUGGGAUGGGGGACAUGGACUGAGGAUAAGGGUUUAGCAGGUCACUGGUCCAUGUGUUGCAUCGCCCUCCUACCCUCCUGCUCUGAUUUAAAAAAUGUUGGUAGAUUUUUUUUUUUGAUUGCAUUUGAAUUAGGCUGUCGUCUUGUUUUUUAUCGGAGAAAUAAUUAGAAUAGAAUUUUUUAUGUGUUUCCAAAACAAGCAUGUUUGUUAGUAAGCCAUUCUGUAGGAAGGACAAAAGGAGGAUGGAUUUUGGCCUGGAAUCGUAAACCAUUCGCAUCUUUGAUGUGGUUCCUGCAGUGAAAUUCUGAGUGGCCUGGAUUUACUCUACUCUUGUUAUUCUGCGUUCUACCUGAAGGCAGAUUUCCUUCAUCGGUUUCUGUGCUUCCACCAGCGUUAAUAUAUUUCAGGAGGGAGACGUAAAUGUCCUGGCAUGGAUUGAUUGAUUCGACUUCUCUUCGCUGUAUUCAGGGGGUAUGGAUGGGAUCCGAGCCUCCUCUACCUCUGGAGGUGUUUCUGUAGAAAGCUGAAAGUGUGUAUUUAGUGCAUUUAUAGCCAGUGUGUUCAAAUGCACAUUGUACUAUAUGGAAACCUUCUAAAUAUGCCAUGCUCCUUGCUAUUAAUAUUUGACUAAUGGACCAAAAGAAUCGUCUGUCUUUCCGCAUGGUACCCUGGCGGCGGGCUUGUGAUGUCCGUGUCACUUACCCGCCUUGGCGGCCCGGUCUGGACGUUAAGGGUCCGACGGCUUAAGGCUGCGGCGUUCCCUCCGGAUCUCCCGGGGUCACAGGAAAGUGCAAAGCGGCAGCCUCCCAUAAAGCGCCGCAUAUCCGUCAUCGUCAGACACUCCUUUGAGGUAUUUCCACCAAAAAGGGGGGAAAAAAAAAUGGAGGUG